This is a messenger RNA of Branchiostoma belcheri (Belcher's lancelet), 550 nucleotides long. RefSeq names its product prolyl 4-hydroxylase subunit alpha-3-like. The transcript is spliced from 5 exons. The coding region runs from base 76 to 351 and encodes 91 amino acids. NCBI's taxonomy places the organism in Eukaryota, Metazoa, Chordata, Leptocardii, Amphioxiformes, Branchiostomatidae. Gene Ontology annotation, biological process: peptidyl-proline hydroxylation to 4-hydroxy-L-proline. Gene Ontology annotation, molecular function: procollagen-proline 4-dioxygenase activity. The record is from RefSeq and is a predicted model, not a curated record. Gene Ontology annotation, cellular component: endoplasmic reticulum.
CAGGUCUUGAACUACGGCCUGGGAGGAUUCUACGAGCCACACGUGGACUACUUCAGGGCUGAGCAGCCGACAGUGAUGGCUAACGGCCAGAGGAUUGUUACAUUCCUCUUUUAUCUUAGUGACGUUGAAGCUGGUGGAGCAACAGUCUUUCCUCGUCUGAAUCUGGCUGUCCCUGCAGUCAAAAACAGUGCCGUGAUGUUCCAUGAUUUAAAAAAGUCUUUAGAUUUUGAGGAGGAUUCACAGCAUGCUGGUUGUCCUGUUCUCAUGGGCUCUAAAUGGAUUGCGAACAAGUGGAUACAUGCGCACGGGAAUGAGUUCAGGUGGCCAUGUGGUCUCACACCGGAAGAGUGAUGAUCUCACACCAGCCUUGUGAAACUGAUGAAAGACAUAAGACAGGACAUGUAAUCUUUGACACAAUAAAAUUUUCAUUCAUAAUUCACAAUGUCUGACAGUGAAUGGACACCGGCUAAACCUUUAUCAACGAUAUCGUACGAAGCAGAAUUUCUAAAAUAAAUUCACCCAUUCACCAGUUUCCCAUCCCCAGAAUGCA